Sinocyclocheilus anshuiensis is the source of this 375-nucleotide messenger RNA. RefSeq names its product transmembrane emp24 domain-containing protein 6. The annotation marks the transcript as partial. Lineage: Eukaryota; Metazoa; Chordata; Actinopteri; Cypriniformes; Cyprinidae. The transcript is spliced from 3 exons. The record is from RefSeq and is a predicted model, not a curated record.
AUGUUACAGAAAGGCUUUUAUCUGGUUUGGCUUCUGUUAUUAUUUGGGUUGAGCAGCAGUGGAGCGCUGAAGGACCCUCAUCCAGAGCUUUCCGAUCAGGAGCUUUUCUGGGGAGCCGAUCAGUAUGACUUUUCCAUCAUGCUGCGUGCUGGAGACCUCCAGUGCUUCUGGCAUUUUGCUCACUUCGGCGAGCGCUUCUACUUAAACUUCAUGGUCCAGCUGGUGACUGGUGUGGCUCUGGACAGACAUCUCUCUGUGACUGUUAAUGCUCCGAGCGGUUUAAUAGUCGGCACAGUUGACGAUGCAAGUGGUCAGAUCGCCUUCAGUGUUCAGGAGACAGGUUUUUAUCAGAUGUGCUUCAGUAAUUUCCACAAU